UGCAAAAUACUCUUCAAAAAAAUCUUUCCUCUCCUACUAUUUAUAGCAGAAGAGUAAAUUAUUUCCCUUGUAGCGGAGCACAGGAGGAUCAGAUGGAGGAGCAACAGCCCCUGUCUGUAACGGCGGCCAGAAUUUGCAGAGAGCUGGAGAAUGUGUUUGUGACAGCAGAGGCGAGUGGGCUCGAUCCAAGGCAGACAAUUGUGAAAGAAAUCAUGAAAACGGCUAAAGGCAGAGGUCACGUGGUGGUCCAUGGCGUAGGGAGGGAAGGGCUGAUGAUGAAAGGGUUUGCCAUGAGACUCUUUCACUUAGGCCUCAACACCGCCUGCGUGGGGGAUAUGACCGCGCCGCACGUCGGCCCUGGCGACUUGCUGAUUGCAAGCGCGGGUCCGGGCGGGUUUGGAAGUGUAAAUGCAAUAAUUGCGCGGGCCAAGCAGGACGGCGCGAGGGUUCUUUUGCUCACUGCGCAGCCCGGCGGCUCGGCCGCUCGCCUUGCCGAUGUCGUGGCGGUUGUUCCUGCUCAAACGAUGGCUCAUGACGCCGGAAAAACUUGCGCUUCUGUGUUGCCGAUGGGGAGCCUGUACGAGGGCGGUCUCUUUCUUUUCUUUGAGAUGGCGAUUCUUGCCCUAGCCCCUGCUUUGAAGCAGACCGCAGAGACCAUGAGCUCCAGGCACACUAAUCUUGAAUAAUAUUUUUUUCGCCUAAUAUUUCAAUUGCUUCCGUUGUUAACUAUGAUGUGGGCGAAACCUUUAAUAGCUGUAUGGUUAUCGAAGUUUCUUGGUUUAUUACUGAGAUUAAUAGGGCAGCUCUUGUGAAGAAUAUUUUGCUGCGACUUUUAGUCUGCAAGUGUUAAAAGUCUUAGAAUUACAUUAUACAACCUAUCAUCAAUGAUUAAAAACUACCAAUAGAACUUUUUAUCA
Molecule: messenger RNA, 917 nt
Organism: Cryptomeria japonica (Japanese cedar)
Lineage: Eukaryota; Viridiplantae; Streptophyta; Pinopsida; Cupressales; Cupressaceae
Exons: 1
Coding region: 93-686 (197 amino acids)
Biological process (GO): carbohydrate derivative metabolic process
Molecular function (GO): isomerase activity; carbohydrate derivative binding
Source: RefSeq, a predicted model, not a curated record